Paramecium sonneborni is the source of this 1260-nucleotide messenger RNA. NCBI's taxonomy places the organism in Eukaryota, Ciliophora, Oligohymenophorea, Peniculida, Parameciidae. The record is from the annotation of a GenBank genome assembly.
UUAAUAUAUAUAAAUCAUGGGGAAUAUGUGUGAGGCAGGUAGUUCACCAACUAGAAUGAGCUCAUUAGAUAAAUUUGAAGUUUAACCUGUAUUUGAUGAAUCUCCUACCAUUUAAAGUGCCUCACCUAAAAGGAGGAAAGUAAAUAGAGAUGAUUUUCUAAAUUUAGGAUUGAUUGGAAAAGUUUAAAUUAUAUACUAUUUUAGGGAGCUUUUGGAUCUGUUUAUAAAAUUAUGAAAAAAGAUAAUGGUUAAAUAUAUGCGAUGAAAGAAUUAAAAAAAUAAACUUUAACAGACCAUAACUUAGAAACAGUCAAUUUUUUAGAAAGGUUUGUAUUGAAAACUAGUGAAUGCCCUUUUAUAGUAAAGUUAAGGUAUGCGUUUCAAACUUCUUCUAGAUGCUACUUUGUAAUGGAGUAAAAUUAUGUAAUAAUAAAAUAGUUAUGUAUCUGGAGGUGAUUUACAUCGAAUUUUAAAAAAAAACGGUGCAUUACCAGAGAAAAUCGUAAAAUUUCUUAUAGCGGAGAUAAUUUUGGCAUUAGAAUAUUUACAUACAUAACUAAAGAUAAUAUAUAGAGACUUGAAACCAGAAAAUAUUUUAUUGACCGAAACGGGACAUAUUAAGCUUACAGAUUUUGGAUUGGCUACAUAUAUAAAAGAUGAACAUACAUAUACUGUAAUAUUAAAAUAUUAUAAUAAAGAUUGCAGGAACACCUGAAUAUUUAGCACCAGAAAUAAUUGCACGUUCUGGUCAUACUUAUGAAGUUGAUUUUUGGACUUUAGGAAUUUUAAUAUAUGAAAUGUUAUCUGGAUAUGCUCCAUUUACAUGUGAAGAUCGUAAUGUAUGUACCAUCUAAAAUGUAAAUUUAUUUUUGAUUAUUUAUAAAGCUUAUUAUGCAGAAUAAACCAAUAUAUUCUCCAAAAAUCUCAAGCAAUGCUCGAAACUUAAUUUCUAGUCUUUUAAGAUUUAAUCCAAAAGAGAGAUUAGGAGCUAAAUCCUUCAAUGAUCUCAAACGCCAUAACUUUUUCUAAAACAUUAAUUUUGAAGCACUCUCUUAAUGUCAAUUAUAAUCUCCUUUAGAGACAGUAGCACAAAAGAGUAAAGUUGAAUAAGAAGAAUCAUUAACUCCUAUUAAAAAUGAGGAUAAACCUCAAAAUAGUAGUCCACCUAAUUGGCAACCUAUUCAUGAUUUUAGUUAUGAUCCCCACCUUGAUAAUGAAAUUAACACGUAAAACGGUUGAAAUAUUUGUGCAUUUUCAAUU